Messenger RNA from Ylistrum balloti, 2515 nucleotides. Its product is annotated as mitochondrial pyruvate carrier 2-like. Bases 17 to 391 code for a protein of 124 amino acids. Lineage: Eukaryota; Metazoa; Mollusca; Bivalvia; Pectinida; Pectinidae. The transcript is spliced from 5 exons. Gene Ontology annotation, biological process: pyruvate import into mitochondria. The record is from RefSeq and is a predicted model, not a curated record. Gene Ontology annotation, cellular component: mitochondrial inner membrane. Gene Ontology annotation, molecular function: pyruvate transmembrane transporter activity.
AUACAAGAAACGGGACAUGAAGGGUUUGUCAGUGAUUUAUCGUACGGCCGUUUCUUUGGGGGACAGGGUUGUCCCUGCUCGCUUUGCCGAUACAUGGAACCAUCCAGCAGGUCCAAAAACAAUAUUCUUCUGGGCUCCAUCAUUCAAAUGGGCUCUUGUGAUUGCUGGAAUUGGUGACAUAGCCCGUCCUGCUGAAAAACUCAGUACAUUUCAGUCUGGUGCCUUAGCAGCCACAGGUAUUAUAUGGGCCAGGUACUCUCUAGUUAUCAUCCCCAAGAAUUACAACCUCUUCUUUGUAAAUAUAUUUGUGGGUGCUACAGGUAUUCUGCAGCUCUCCAGAAUCUACAUGUACAAAAAAUCCCUUAAAAACAUUGACAGUGAAUUAAAGUGAACAUUUUUUAGAAUGUGCAAAGAGACGAUACUCAAGAAAAUCACAUUUUCAUCAUUUUAAUUAAACAGAAUUGGUUUUAUACCAGGAAUUUGACAAUUAACCACAUUCCACCUGUAAAAAAAAUAGAAACAAAAUAUAUAUCACUAAUAUUGUUGAACUGAAGAAUGCAAGUUCUUCACUGCGACAUUCUUUCCAUGAAGGCCUUACACCAAAAUUGUUGUAGAAUGUGAUUUAUCAAAUGGAUAUAUAUACAUAUUUGGGAGUUGAGGUGGAUUGAUUUCAUCAAACGAGAAAAAAAAAAGUCACUCAAGUAUGGCGUUUUGACACGUUUGUUACACAAUAUAGUUAAACAUAGUAUGUAUUGAUUAAAAGCUCAAAGGUGUGGUUGUGAUAUACCAGGGCAUAUAUUUUGUAAUCAGUUAAAUUGGGUGAACACUGGGAUGGUUACUAUAUACUUAAUCAAAUGAUGAUAGUUUUGGAAACUAAUGAGGCUGAAUGAAUCCAGUCUAGAGGCAGAGUAACUGGUUUAUGUAAUGUUGGGGAGUUUUAUUGCAGGACAAAGAGUCUCCAAGAACUUUUGCAUUUGGCCUUUUCUUUAGUUGGUGGUAAACAUUUGACUUUUUUUUUUCACUUUUCAAAAAAUCUUGAACAUAUUUUGAUGUAGAAUUUCAUAGAAACCUUCCCCGGUCAAAAAUGAAGCAAAACCUUGGAUAUGAACCCCCAUACCCAGGGCACUAAUGAACAAGGGUCAUUUGGUGUCACAUGGGCUAAGAAAUAUUUUUUAGACCAAGAUAUAUUAGAACUAAACACUCUUUAUGGAAGGAAUUGUACUUCAUCACAUAAAUAAUGGAUUUCAUUAUACCUAGAUCCUGCAUCCUCAUCCUCAUUGGGAGGGUAUACAAUUUACUAUGGUUGAUAUAAACAAACCACACCAUUGGAAAUAAAUAAAAUUUUGCAGUUUGGCUGCAUGUGAACUUUGACACUGACCAACACUUAAGAUUGAGGGGCGUGGUCAAAGAGGUUAGUUUAAUAACAUUUAGUAAUGUUAAAAAGGAGGAAAAAUCAACCAUAUCAGGUAACUUGGGUGAAAAGCAAGCCUCGCAGGCCACUGGCUGGUAUUUCAGGCCACCAGCUGGUAUUUCUAGUUAACUGCCUUCAAUACAGGACCUAUUAAUUACCAUUAGAUAAACAUGUUAAAAACUUUGAUAAUGGGACAACAUUAUUAGUUAUUGUUAAGUUUACCAGUGUGAAGAGCAUUUUUACAAAAUAUGUCACAGAAGUGCUUAUUUUUUUUAAUAAUUUAGUAUUUAAAUGUGACUUUUUUUUUUAAUCUUCCCUGAUCUCCCAGAUUAUAACUCAUAUUGAAUCUCUAAACAAAUGCUCAUACAUUUUUUGUUAUUUUCUCAUAAUGAUGAUGUUACCCUAUAUGUUUAACCAGAAAACUUAUAACUGUUAAGUGGAUUUUUCUUCAUUAUUUGCUGGAGAUGUGGCAUUAGCUGUUACUCCUGUGUUGUACAUUCACUACAUGUACUGAUUAGAUUAACAAGAAUUGAUAUAAAACCAUAUAUAACAUGUUCCAUAUAUUUAACUUGAGUGAUUGUGGUAAAAUUAAAUGAAUGAAAUAAAAAGUUUUUUAUCUUCAUUUUUAAUGACAAAUCUCAAAAAGUAAUUUUCAGCUGAAGUUUGAAAAAACAAAAGCUGGAGUACAAGUUUAAGAACAAAGCAUAAUUUUUUUUUAUUUGUAAGAACAAAUCCAUCACAAUGCAGCCAGAUUUGAACAAUUAUAUUGAUACUAUUUCAAUAAAGAAAUUCUCCAAAACUGGAAUUAACCACUUGGUAUGAAGCCAAAAAAAGAAAAGGAAAAAAAAGGUACAGAGAUGUACUUUUACUUUAAAGACAAAUUUUCACUUUGUUCUACUGUUAUUUUCUUUGGUAUGUUUUUUUCUCUCUAGUUUCUUUCAAUAAAAGCACACUUGAAUCUCUUUAAAUUUAUUAAAAUAUUACGCAGUAUGAGUUGUAAAGUUAUAAUUUCAAUGUUGAGAAAUUAAACAAAUGUAUAUAUUCACACAUGUAUAUAUUCUUAAUGCAUUUGUGAGGCAAAAAUAAAAUGUGUUGAAACCACUA